Molecule: messenger RNA, 1443 nt
Organism: Aureobasidium pullulans EXF-150
Lineage: Eukaryota; Fungi; Ascomycota; Dothideomycetes; Dothideales; Saccotheciaceae
Product: MFS general substrate transporter
Exons: 3
Coding region: 1-1443 (480 amino acids)
Biological process (GO): transmembrane transport
Cellular component (GO): membrane
Molecular function (GO): transmembrane transporter activity
Source: RefSeq, a predicted model, not a curated record
AUGUCUGACGAUAAGAAGCAUGUGGAUGCAGCUCACAUCGAGCAGGUCGAUGUGCUCAAGGAAAGUCUUGGUCAAGACCUUGACUACUCCGGUGCUGUCAGCAAGUCUGACCCUAAGGAGAUUGCUCUCGUCAGGAAACUCGAUUUUCGCAUCAUGCCCACUCUAUGGGCAAUGUACUUUCUCAACUACCUCGACAGAAACACGAUUGCACAGGCUCGACUUGACAACCUUGAGUCGGAUCUUGGGCUCGAGGGCAACCAGUAUAAUACUUGUAUCAGCAUUCUGUUUGUUGGAUACUUGCUCAUGCAGAUUCCAUCUAACAUGAUCAUGUCGACUGGAAAGGUUCCUCCUUCCACUUAUAUGGGAGUGUGUAUGAUGGUCUGGGCUGUCGUUUCGGCCUGUACUGCUCUUGUUCACGACUACAAAGGUCUUGUCCUUGUUCGUUUCUUCCUCGGUAUCGCCGAAGCUCCGUACUAUCCUGGUGCACUCUUCAUGCUUUCCCUCUUUUACACUCGAAAAGAGCUUGCAACGCGUCUUGCCAUUCUCUACUCCGGCAACAUCAUCGCUACCUCUGUUUCUGGCUUGAUCGCAGUCGCCACUUUCAACACCCUCAGCGACGUCCACGGUAUAUCCGGUUGGCGCUGGUUGUUCAUCAUUGAGGGCUCGGUGACCUUCGGUAUUGCGAUCAUCAGUAUCAUCCUCCUUCCAAACCACCCGCUCAAGACCACCUGGCUCACCCCGGAAGAGCGCGAAUUAGCUCACCAACGUAUCGUCCGCGAUACAGUCGGGAUGGAAGAGAACAAAGGAGCUAGAGCCGGCUUCAUGCAAGCGAUUCGCGACCCUCGCCUUUACCUAUUCUGCUUGAUGCAGAACCUGCACUUGAGCGCUUGUGGUUUCAACAAUUUCUUCCCCACUGUGAUUGGAAGUCUCGGAUUCAGCCGUACAAUCACUUUGGUCUUGACCUGCCCUCCAUACCUCGUCUCUGGUGUGGCCGGUGUCGUCGUUGGCUUGACUUCUGGCAAGUUGAAUGAGCGAACCUGGCACAUCACCCUCUCCAUGGGCAUCGCAGCGGUCGGGUUCAUCAUCUCUUGCAUCACGCUCAACACUGGUGCCAGAUAUUUCUCCUGCUUCUUGUUUGCUUCUGGUGCCUAUGCCGUCAACUCUGUCAUCCUUGGCUGGGUAUCUGCGACUCUAGGCCAGACAAGAGAGAAGAAGGCUAUCUCACUGUCGAUUGUGAAUGUCGUUGCAAAUGCUUCUUACAUCUACACGCCUUAUUUGUACCCCAAGACUGAUGGCCCAAGAUAUCUUACCGCCAUGUCGGCAAACACUGCGUUUGCUGUCGGGACCAUUGCUUGCGCCUGGGGUUUGAGGAUCUGGCUCAUCCGAACCAACAAGAAGAACAGAGGCGAUGGAGUAACAUCUGCCCUUGCUUAUGCUUACUGA